UUGAGAAAGUAGAAGAGAUUUUUCAUUGAAGCUACAAGAAGUACAUAAUCAAGCUACAGUAUGGGUUUUUGUCUUACAUGCCUGUUGCUGGCACUGUCAGUCGGAUUACACUGCCAAACGUUUGCAGAGGGAAAAUGCAAAGGACAAUGCAUUAAAGCAGCAAGCUGUACUUCUACUAGCAGUGACGGCGAGUAUGAGCGUAAACUAGAUGAAUUAAAACAACACACUCCAAUUAUUACAGUUGGACCAUCACACAAUUCAAGUAUCCUUCUCUGUAUAAGAAGGUUUCACAUCAUUAAGCAGAAAAAGAACAUGUAUCGCUGUGUUCUGAAGAAGGUUUUUGAAUUUUAUACAGCAGUUCUUAAAAUAUACGCAAACCCAGAUGCAAUAGGAAUCAUUGACAGAAUGAACAAGAGCCUUAAUUGCACAAAUUGUGAAAGGUUACUGAAAAAGUGCAAAAAGCUUCCACAGAGAUACAAGACUGCCGAGAACUGUAUGGAUGAAAUAUUAGCUUGUGAUGCAGCAAUACUACAGGUUAAGAAACUUGAUGACGCAAUGAAACAGGUGAACAACACUGAGAUCCAAGAAAGGGCCAUAUCUGAACUUGAUCGUCUUUCAGGUUGUCUGGCUCGACCCAAAAAAAUGCUUCUAGAGGUUAAUUAAAAGUAAUAGUUUGAGAUCUACUGACCUUUAUGUAUCACAUUGUUUUUGUUCAUUUUGUAUUCUUUGGAACUGAAAAUGAACAGAAGUCAUUUUAUUUAUUAUAACGUGGUUAUAAAAUCACAUUGCACUGUUGUGGAAGAAAACAUCAAAUGCAUAGGAAUGACACCAGGAGGCAUGGUACUAAAUAGCAGACCACUCCCAGAGCUGUAUCCAACAUCGAAAAGGGUUACUGCAAUAACGGCUUGCAUUUAAUUGUCCAUCAUUCAUCUUGAGAUAACUUUAGACACAGAAGAAAUUACAUAUCUUUAUGGGAAUUGCUCUUGACAAAUAGUUAAAAAAUGUUCCACAACAGCAGCACAAAGUGAUUUUAAAAACCUCUUAACCCUUGCAGCGUCUCAUGAAAUGUCCCUAUUAAGUCCUCCUUCUUCAGACUUUAAAUGUUUGAUCAUUUCAGUUCUCAGAAUCCAAUGUGAAAAGGUCACUUUCAGAAAUUAACUGUUUUAGAGAGGGUUAGAAAAGUAUUCUUGUUUUCCAAAGCCCAGUUUAGCCUAAGAGGAUUUAAAAAAAACAUUCCUUAUAAAACCAUUCCUUAAAGUUUUGUAAAUACGGUCCAAUGUGUUGUUAAUGAAUGUACCGAGUUCCUGAUCUUUCCAAUCACUCUUCUGUAAUUAUAUAACUUGUUAAGAUAUUUUGGCCAGUAUUAUGUGUCUGUGGCGAGUUACUGCCUCCUGAACACAGCAACCAACGACCUAAUUUAAGGUUAAAUCAUUUAAAUGCCAUAAACUAGAACAAGGCAUCCAGUGUACUUUCCAGGAAAGGAUUGUUCUCAGGUCACAAAUAUGAAUCUGUGUAUCCCUUAGUGAAAUGUAUGUAAAGUUGUUUUGUGGAGAUGCCGCUGGUGUUACAGAUGUUCCUGGAGCCUGUAUCAGAUUUUUUUUUUUUUUUAAAGUCCUAUUUAGAGGAUUAAAAAGUUGGAUUUUAUUUUUGCAGAUGCACAAAUGUAGGCCACAUGUACAGUAGUGUUUACAUGUUAAUUUUUGUUCUUGAAAUAAUGGGCCCUAUUCACAAAACAUUAGACUGUUUUAAAAUGUUAAGGGCUGUUUUUAAAAGCUGAUUUGGAUUAAUUAAAGUUGCAGGUUAUGAAGUCUUGGUCAACUCUUUUAGAGAGGGUUUGAAAAGUAUUCUAAUUUUCCAAAGCCCAGUUUAGCCUAAGAGGAUUUUUAAAAACCAUUCCUUAUAAAACCAUUCCUUAAAGUUUUGUAAAUAGGGGCCAAUGUGUUGUUAAUGAAUGUACCGAGUGCCUGAUCUUUCCAAUCACUCUUCUGUAAUUAUAUAACUUGUUAAGAUAUUUUGGUCAGUAUUAUGUGUCUGUGGCGAGUUACUGCCUCCUGAACACAGCAGGACCUAAUUUAAGGUUAUGUCAUUUAAAUGCCAUAAACUAGAAAAAGGCAUCCAGUGUACUUUCCAGGAAAGGAUUGUUCUCAGGUCACAAAUAUGAAUCUGUUGGUUUGCUUUGUAUAGUAACCACUAAUGCUUUUACACAACAAAUUAAUGUAUACCAUUUGUACUUCUCUGAGGAAUUUGGUAAUUAAGCUUGGCAUUGUAGAAUUGUGUCUUUUAGCUUGUA
Molecule: messenger RNA, 2290 nt
Organism: Polyodon spathula (Mississippi paddlefish)
Lineage: Eukaryota; Metazoa; Chordata; Actinopteri; Acipenseriformes; Polyodontidae
Exons: 6
Coding region: 61-663 (200 amino acids)
Source: RefSeq, a predicted model, not a curated record